UGAGUCAAUGCUAUAUAUAUAUAUAUAUAAAGCUGUUUUUAAAGACUAAUCUCAGUUUGGUUCCAUUAAAAACCAUGGCGGGUACCGAAGAUCAUCAUCAACAGUGCUUCAUGGAGGUUGAACAAGGAUGGGCUGUGCUUCAACAUGGAAUUAACAAAUUGAUUAACAUCAUAGAAGGCAAUGAUGAUGAUAAAAAAAUCCAUCGUUUUUCAUCUGAAGAGUACAUGCGUAUGUACUCAAUUGUAUUUAAAUUGUGUGAGCCAAACCGGAGAGGCGGAAACUCUGAGGUAUUAUAUGAUAAGUACCACAAUUUUCUCAAACACUACAUCACUAGCAAGGUUUUGCCAUCAUUGCAAGGGAAAAAAGAUGAAGCUUUGGUGAAAGAAAUAGAGCAAAGAUGGUCAAAUGACAAAGUUAUGACCAGAUGGCUUACUAGAUUCUUUCACUUUUUGGAUAGAUACUUUGUUCCUUGGAGGAAGCUUCCUCCACUAGAACAAUCUACUCUUUUAGCUUUCUACAAUUUGGUAUUUGGAGAAUCCAAUCAUGAAAUCAAAGAUGCUGUAUUGUCCCUGAUUAAUCGAGAGCGUGAAGGUGAAGGUAUCGAUCAAGCUUUGAUAAGGAACAUUGUGGGUAUCUAUGUAGAUGUUGGGCAAGGCUCUAUGAAAUACUAUGAACGAGACUUUGAAGAUGACAUGUUUAAAGCUACUGCUUCAUUUUAUUCCACCAAGGCACCUAUCUGGUUAAAAACUGAAUCUUACAAGGAUUGCAUGCUUAAGAUUGAAUGUUGCUUGAAACAUGAAAGAGACACAGUUUGUUGUUAUCUGCAGAGCACAAGCCAUAAGAAGUUACUCGAGAUUGUUGAAUAUGAAUUGAUGUCUGUUCAUGAAAGAGAAUUGAAAGAGAAGAAACAGACUGAUGAAUCUGAUCCAUGCAUUGGAUGAUGAGAAGAAACACGAUACAUGGAAAUGCAGAUGUUUCUAUAUGAUUGAAACUUGCACCUCAAGCAACAAUAAAUAUAGAUAAGAAGAACCUUCCAAUAGAAAUUUUGAAAUAAAUUGUAAACAGAACAGAGAACUGUUAUUGGGAUAUCAGUGUUCCAACCUCUUCAAAAUGGUUGCCUAAUGAUUUCAAAACUCUAUAUAUACUUUGUUUUCCUCAGGCCCCAAAGCAAUGGAGCGAAAAAAAAUAUAGUACUAUAUGGAA
This is a messenger RNA of Gossypium arboreum, 1203 nucleotides long. RefSeq names its product cullin-1-like. Bases 75 to 941 code for a protein of 288 amino acids. Gene Ontology annotation, cellular component: cullin-RING ubiquitin ligase complex. The record is from RefSeq and is a predicted model, not a curated record. Gene Ontology annotation, molecular function: ubiquitin protein ligase binding. NCBI's taxonomy places the organism in Eukaryota, Viridiplantae, Streptophyta, Magnoliopsida, Malvales, Malvaceae. Gene Ontology annotation, biological process: ubiquitin-dependent protein catabolic process; protein ubiquitination. The transcript is spliced from 7 exons.